GCGGCGAGAGCAAGCGAGCGGACGAGUACUGCUGAGGAGAGUGGAAGAGCGCGCUCAAGUCAGUGAUGCUGUCGCCCGGACAACAACAUACAGUACAGACACACAAAAGAAGCGGUGCAAACAAACUGAUGCCAACAUAACGCAAAGCCAAUCCAAAAACCCCUUAGUGACUGAAAUAUAACGAGUCUUGUGUUAUACUAAGAUUUGCUGAAGUAGUUUGUGGUGUUGUUUACAUUAAGAAAAAUAAGAAGUGAUUUCACUGCAGCGCAGUCUCGCUGGCACAGAGGAAGUGCAAACCUUCACGUCCAUCCAGAGUGACUCAGUGCCUGCCAUGGAUUCGGAAGAUGAACCCUUGUUGCUCCAAGGUACCUGGAACCUAAGCGAGUUCGAAGAGCAAGAGGAGGAGGAAGAUGAGGAGGAGGAGGGAGAAGAAGGAACAGAACAAGCAAAUGGAGAUGCGCAGGUCUGUAAGGGGUUGUGGUGGGCUUUGGGCUGGGUGUACACGCAGCCCUGGGCCAGCGGACUGGUUCUCGCUGUGGGAUUUCUGGUACCCUUCACCCUCUCUGCUUAUAUGUUCCUUCACUGUGAACCGUUAGACAUUGACCUUUCCUACAGUGCAUUCGAGGUCAGAAGUCAUGCCUCUGCAGAACGUUUUGAUGCUCUCGCCAUUGCCCUGAAAAGUCAGUUGGGGUCUUGGGACAGGCACAGGCGUGAUGCCGAGGGAUUUGACUUUGAAGCCAAUGCACUGAGGGACCUUUUGUUGCUCAUGGUAAACAGAAAAGGGAAGGACGUCUCUACAAUUGCGAAUGUCACAGAACCUGCUGGGAUCUUGGGGCAGACUGAGACAGGGAUACACAAUGACAACAGACAGUUUGGAAAUGAGAAAAACAACAAGAUGAAAGAGGAAAAGACAGACUUGACAAACCCUAAGAUAGCGGCAAGCCUCAAUUCCAGUGAUGCUGAAGAUCACAGGAAACCAGACUCACCCUUAAUGAGGGAGCGAAGAUUUGCAGGCUACUCCUACCUCCAGACCCAGGCCCUGUGGAGGAUAGAGCUAGUUUUUGUGGCCCAGGGCGACAAGGAUAACAACAUUUUCACCCCUGAACGCCUUCACACCAUACACCACGUGGAGAGACUUCUAAUGCAGCACCCUCAGUUUCAGCAGUUCUGCUGGAAGCCACUGGAGGCAUUGCGAGACUUACCCCUGGGACCUUCCUUCUGCUCCCCUCCAAGCUCCCUCCUGUCCUACCUCUUUCCCAGUGAGCGUGCAGGGAAGAUCUACUAUGAUGGAAUGGGACCUGAUUUAGCUGAUAUACAUGGUGCCCUGAGCUUGGCGAUCACCCAUCCACAGUUUUACUGGUAUGUGGAUGAGACUCUCACACCAGACAAGCUUCAGUCCUCUCUUCUUCGCAGUGAGAUCCAUUUUGGAGCUCCUCUCCACUCUUUCUACUCUCUUCAAGACAGACCUUUAGAACAGAGACGUCUCUUCAGAGACUUUGUGGUGCAGUAUGCUGAUAUCCUUUCACAACAAUCCACCAGUAAAGUGAAGGUGUUGUACGGGGGUACAGAGUUAUUUGAUGAUGAGGUGCGGAAGACCUUCCACAGUGACAUGUUGCUGGCGUUGUUCAGUGGGGGAUGCAUUACUGUCCUUGUGUACGUUCUAACCUCAUUUUCUGUGUUUCUGACAUUCUUUGGCUUGGCCAGUAUUGGUCUGAGCUGUCUCGUGGCGCUCUUCUUGUAUCAUGUGGUGUUUGGAGUGAAAUACCUCGGCAUUCUCAACGGAGUUGCAGCCUUUGUCAUCAUCGGCAUUGGUGUGGAUGAUGUGUUUGUGUUCAUAAGUACCUUCAGACAGUCAGCCCACCUGACUUGUUCAAUGCAGCGUAUGAUUUACACUGUAAAGACAGCAGGCAGAGCCACGUUCCUCACGUCCUUCACGACGGCAGCAGCAUAUGCUGCAAACACCUUCUCACAGAUCCCAGCGGUUCAUGACUUCGGUCUGUUCAUGUCUCUCAUUGUGAGCUGCUGCUGGCUUUGGGUUUCCAUUCUCAUGCCUGCUGCCCUUUGCAUCUGGACCCAGUGUGGAGCUGCCCAUGGCAACGCCUGUCCCAAAUGGUGGACCACUCUAACUAAACUGUCCGCCAGCCCUAGUCCCCUCUCAGAUGAUGAUGAUGUUGCUCUAAUAACUGUGGAAAUGGAACCAGGUGUGUAUGACUCUGAAUCGGAUGCAGCCCUGCUGUCGAUCUCUGUAGAAGCUCCUUUGUCCGUGUCCACUGAGGGCAAUGUGGGAGUUGUCAGUGCCCACCUUCAGAGGCUCCUGAGACAGUGGGUGGCAGAACCUGUUGUUGAGAAACGGAAAACUAUUAUAGGUGUGUAUGUUUUGGUUCUGCUGGGCUCAGUGUGGUGCUGUUGUCUCCUGCGGCCGGCCAGUCACGCGCCUGUGCUGUUCCACAGAGACACCAACCUGCAGAGACUGCUGGACCUGCGCAGUAACCUGAGCGCUCAGGGGAUUGCCUGCCAUAUGUGCUCAGGUGUUUUUAUGGAGCGACCUCAUAAUCUGCACAGCACUGCUGAUUUCACAAGCUCUACCUCAGGGAACCAUCCCACAAUUCCCUUAAACCAGUCCAAACCAGCAUCCAACAGCACCGCACAGACGCUCGCAGGUGGUCUCCUUACUGUCUAUGUGUUUAAACUGGAGAUGGGCUCUGCUGUUCCUCUAUAUCGCUAUUCACUAAGUGCCAGUGUACCUGCACCCUGGCAAGCAUCAUCGGCUGGGCACGGGGACGUGCCAUUCUUUCAGGCCUACAGCAGUCCCCAUAGCAACUUCAGCACGCGGAUGACCGUGUGUGUGUCUCACGCCUAUCACCCCCGCCCUCGCUGGAUGCUUACACUGCGGUCAUGUGACGGCGGCCGUCGCUGGAGAUCAGAGUUUGAGUUCUACGUGGCUUUGGUUGAGCAGCAACACAGCAGGAAGCUCUAUUUUGCCCAACACACCAUCAGCCCGUACCCCAGCCGUGUGUGUGACGGGCCGCCGGGGUGUGUGUUCAGCUCUGGGCCUGAUGGACCCACUCAGGGCAGCUUCUACGCCCCACUUCCUGCUGCUCCUACCCAGAUUAAGAUCUCCAGGACAUCAGGCUUUAACCCCUGCAGUGGAGGUGAAUGUGGGAAACCAGCAGUGCGCCCUCUAGUGGACACCGGUGCCAUGGUGUUUGUGGUGUUCGGCAUACUGGGGGUCAACCGCACCCAGCGCUCAGACAACCAUGUUAUUGGAGACCUGGGCAGUGUGAUCUUUGAUCCAGACUUUGAUGUGUUUAAUGAGAUCGGGCACUUGUGCAAGCUGUGCAAAGCCAUCAGUGCCAAUACCAAGCUGGUGAAGCCUGGUGGAGCUCAGUGUUUGCCAUCAGGAAACAGCCUCACAUCCAUUCUGCCCUUACUUCACCCGGAGUGUCACUCUCUUCCUGAGCCCAACCUGUUACCUGGCCAGCUAUCCCAUGGUGCAGUGGGCAUGCAGGGCGGUAGAGUGCACUGGAUCUCUAUGGCUUUUGAAUCAACCACCUACAAGGGAAAGUCUUCGUUUCAGACUCUCUCUGAUUUCCUCCAAUGGGAGAGCUUCCUGCAGAAGCAGCUUGCAUCACUCCCAGCGUCGUCUGCCUUGAGAAGAGGCUUCCAGACCUGCCAACACUGGAAACAGAUCUUCAUGGAAAUUAUAGGUGUAGAGAGCGCCCUCUACAGUCUCCUGCUGUCACUUGCCAUCUGCAUCGCAUCAGUAGCUGUGUUUACUGCACAUCCUCUUCUGCUGCUGCCAAUCCUGCUGAGCAUUCUGGGUAUGGUGUGUCUGGUGGUGGCGGUGAUGUAUUGGCUCGGGUGGGAGAUGGGUGCGGUUGAAGCCAUUUCUCUCUCCAUAUUGGUGGGCUCUUCGGUGGACUAUUGCCUGCAUCUAGUGGAAGGCUAUCUUCUGGCGGGGGACCCUGAAACUUCAGGACUGGCUAAUCACAAUUCGGACUCCUCCAUCAAACGGCAGCUACGGACCCUUGAAGCAGCCAAUCACGUGGGUGUUGCCAUAGUCUCUAGUGCCGUCACUACGGUGAUUUCAACCAUUCCGCUCUUUUUUUGUGUCAUCGUGCCUUUCGCCAAGUUUGGUCAGAUCGUGGCCAUCAACACAGCAAUUUCCAUCGCGUUCACUCUCACGGUCACUACCGCGCUACUGGCGACAAUGGGACCCGCCGACUUCACUCGGCCCCCCAGAGCCGUGCUCAAAGCCGCUCUGGCGGUCCUGAUCAUGGGUGUCUGUGGAGGUCUGCUUUGGUGGACCGGAUCACAGUUUGCUCCUGACACACUGAUCUAAAUCGCACGGCGAAUCCCUCCUGCACCCGUUUCAGACCGAGGAACCUCAUUCCAGGUGGAUUUCAAGCGUGCAGAUGUGAUUUGUUUGUGACGUCGAGACAACGUACUGGGAAGCAAGUUGGGAAAAAAUGAAGUAUUUAAUAUGUGGCACACUGUUAGAAAUUAGGAAACCCUGUAUGUGAAUAGUGAACAGUCUGCAUGAAGGUAGCGAGCCCUGACAGACGUGGGAAAUGACGUCGGACACAUUUAGGCGAAUAACACUGUCUUUGCUAUCAUGAAUCGAUCUGUCAGGGAUUUGCAUUAACGUAUGACCAAAAGAGUUGAUUAUUCCUCGAUGUUGUUUUUUAUUCACAACCUGAACUGAAGUGACUGAAGUGAUGUGAGGACGUGUCUAAGUCCCUGAAGUCUCAGAAGAGAAGAACGUGAAUUCUGUGAAUUCAUCUCGCGUGCGGGAGCAGGACAACACUGAAGGAGAAAGAAAGUCAAAGACGAAGCUGCUUUUUCACCGUCCUUGAGGGAUGUUGUGACAGGGUUGGUGUUCAACUCGAAAGUGAAUUAAUUGAAUUCCAGAUGUAGAUGGUGCUGUACAUUUUGGUUAAAGUCAACGAGAAUUGACAUUCACAAGCCGUUUUACUUUUGCAAUGGAACAUAUUUCUGAAUCAUACAGGAUAUUAGGAAACACAGUAGGGCGGGAUUUGAGUUAGAUGAGUCAAUGUAUUUUGUUGAUCCUGGAACAACAUUCCUGUCUGAAAAUGUAGUCCUAUCCCUAUCCCUAACCUUACCCAUAACUUAUCCCUAAAAUCAGAGGGAAAUUAUAGGUGAAUAGCACAGAUGUAAAAGCACCAAACCCUGGUUUUAAGCCUAAACUUGACAUAAAACUGUAAACUUGUCCCUCAAAUCUGAUUGGUUGAUUGGAAUUGGAACGUUGAUCCAGGAACAUGUUCCAUCAGGAAUCGAUUGGAUGAUGAAAAGUGAAAGUUUACCCUCCAGUUUAUCGCAAUGCUAAAUUGCUAAUUGGCUAUCGUAUAGUCCAAAAAGCCUUGGUUACGGUGGCUGAAACGGAAAAGGAAGGAAACUUAUUGUUAACUAAAACUAAAACAAUUAAAAAUUACAAUGUUUUCUUUAACUGAAAUAUAGCUAAAAUAAAAUAAAAUAUGAAUAUUAGAUGAAAAACUUCACUUUAAAAAACUUAAAUGA
Molecule: messenger RNA, 5538 nt
Organism: Megalobrama amblycephala (Wuchang bream)
Lineage: Eukaryota; Metazoa; Chordata; Actinopteri; Cypriniformes; Xenocyprididae
Gene: disp3
Product: dispatched RND transporter family member 3
Exons: 21
Coding region: 332-4342 (1336 amino acids)
Cellular component (GO): membrane
Source: RefSeq, a predicted model, not a curated record